Messenger RNA from Siniperca chuatsi (mandarin fish), 4338 nucleotides. It is a transcript of the gene eif3c, whose product is annotated as eukaryotic translation initiation factor 3, subunit C. The transcript is spliced from 23 exons. NCBI's taxonomy places the organism in Eukaryota, Metazoa, Chordata, Actinopteri, Centrarchiformes, Sinipercidae. The record is from RefSeq and is a predicted model, not a curated record. Gene Ontology annotation, cellular component: eukaryotic translation initiation factor 3 complex. Gene Ontology annotation, molecular function: RNA binding; translation initiation factor activity; translation initiation factor binding. Bases 1124 to 4000 code for a protein of 958 amino acids. Gene Ontology annotation, biological process: translational initiation.
CUUCCUGUCAAGUCUACAGUAACGUUAUCUUUGCCUCCAACCUGAUAUUACAGUGCUUUUUUAUCCUGAAGUUAGUUACUUCACGUUUCACCGUUAGCUUUGUACAUAUUGUUAAUAGUAUUUAACGUUCGUUUUUGUAUAUAGUGUUUUUGAUCAUUUUGAUAAUCACCUCAGUGUCUUAGAUAACCGUUCAGCAACGUUAGCUAGUCACUCAGUGUAGCACCAAGGUUAGCCUGAUUUUCGCAAUGUCCUAAAAAAAAAACUGCAGUAUCCAGAAAUCCGCUGCUCGCCUGCUCACCCGCUCCCCUGACCACAUCACCCCCGUCCUCCAGAACCUCCACUGGCUCCCUGUCCCACAACGAAUCCAAUUCAAAGUCCUCCUCACUUACAAAGCCCUCCAUAACCAGGCCCCCUAUCUCACCGACGUGCUUCACCACCACACUCCUUCCCGUAGCCUCCGCUCCUCUGAUGCCAACCUCCUGUCUCCACCACUGAAGGACAAGCACCGGACCCGACAGAGCCUCCUCCAUAGCUGCCCCCUCCCUCUGUAACCAAACAUAUCAGAGACUGCAGCGAUCUGUCCCUGUUCAAGUCACUUAUCAAAACUCACCUUUUCAGAACUUUUUAAAUGUGUGGUUAAUGUUGUGUUAUAUAUUUCUAGUGUGUUGUCUAUAUGAUCUUUUAACUUGUAUGUAAAGUGUCUUGGAGUACCUUGAAAAGCGCUUUAUAAAUAAAAUGUAUUGUUGUUGUUAUUAUUAUUCAUGCAUCUGAGAUAUUUGAAAUAAACAUGCUGUGAAUUAUCUGAAGCUUUAAUUAUCAUCUUCUGUGUUACAAAUCUGUCUGCCCUCAUAACAGAUGAACUUACAUUUCCAUCCGCUAGGUGGCAACAUAGCAUAACCCGGGAGCCUCUCGCCACUGUGCGUAUGUGGAGCUGCUGUAGACCAUCCUUGUGUUUUGUCGAUCUACUCUUCACUUCCUUUCCUGACGCAAGUGCCCGGCAAGCCUUUUCGCACGCCUUUAUUUGUGGCCGCUGUACAGCAAAACUGGAUUUUAUAACCAUUCAAAGUAGACAGACAAACCACAGGAUAACUUUUACACGGACGUAGACAAGCAUCCUUCAGCAAUGUCUCGUUUCUUUGCCACCGGGUCUGACAGCGAGUCAGAGGAGUCCACAUCCGCUGAUGAGAUCACCCCUAAAGCACCUGGGACAAAUUUCAAGCAGUCUUUGCUUCUUAGUGAUGAUGAGGAGGACACUAAGAGAGUGGUGCGCAGUGCCAAAGACAAAAGGUUUGAGGAGUUGACCAACCUCAUCAAGACUAUCCGCAAUGCUAUGAAGAUUCGUGACAUGGCCAAAUGUCUGGAGGAGUUUGAGCAGUUAUGUCGAGCCUUCCUCAAAAGCAAGAAUAUAGUGGACAAAGAGGGUGUUCCCCCUUUUUAUAUCCGUCUUCUGGCCGACCUGGAAGACUACCUAAACCAGCUUUGGGAGGACAAAGAGGGCAAGAAGAAGAUGAACAAAAAUAACGCAAAAGCCCUCAGUACACUACGUCAGAAGAUCCGCAAGUACAACAGAGAUUACGAAACGGAAAUAGCUGCGUACAAGGAGAACCCACAGGAGUCUGCAGAUGAGGAGGAGGAGAAGGAGCCUGGGGAUUCUGGCUCAUCUUCUGACAGCGACGCAGAGGAAGGCGAUGAGGGAGUGUCGGCCAAGUCCUUCUUAAAGAAAAAGCCUGAGCCUUCCUCAGAGGCCAGCAAGUUCCUCAAGUCUGCCAAGGGAUCCGGGGAUGAGUCCUCUUCUAGUGAUGAUGAUGAUGAAGACUGGGGCUCAGACACUGUAGACAGUGGCAGUGAGAGCUCAGAUGAUGGGGAGGGAAAGAGCUCUUCCCUGGCCAUGGUCUUCCUCAAGAAGACCCAGGAGAGUGAGAAGUCUGGUGAAAAGAAGCUCGGGAAGAAGAAGAAGCCCAAAAAGAAAGAGCGGCUAGAGGAGGAAGCUGAGGAGGAGGGAGGAGAGGAGGUUGAGGGAGGCUGGGAGAAAGUGAAGGGAGGCGCCCCUAUGGUCAAGGAAAAGCCCAAGAUGUUUGCCAAAGGCACAGAGAUCAACACAACAGUGGUGGUGAAGAAGCUGAAUGAGAUCCUGCAAGCAAGAGGCAAAAAGGGCACAGACAGAGCUGCCCAGAUUGAACUGUUCCAUGCUCUGGCAGCCAUCGCUGCUGAAAAUAAUUUGGGCCAGGGUAUCCUGGUAAAGAUUAAGUUCAACAUCAUUGCCUCCCUGUAUGACUACAACCCCAACUUGGCGGCCUUCAUGAAGCCCGAUAUGUGGAAGAAGUGCCUGGAAUGUAUAGACGAGCUGCUGGACAUCCUCUUUGAACACAACAACAUCUUCAUUGGGGAGAACAUUGCAGAGGACAGUGAGAAUCUGGCCGUCUUGGACCAGCCAUUCAGGGUGCGUGGAUGCAUCUUAACGCUGGUAGAGAGGAUGGAUGAAGAGUUUACUAAGAUCAUGCAGAACACUGAUCCCCACUCGCAAGAAUAUGUUGACAAUCUGAAAGACGAGGGACGGGUUUGUGGCAUCAUUGACCGGCUGCUCACCUACAUGGAGAACAAGGGCAGCACAGAGGAGAUUUGCCGCAUCUACCUUCGCAGAAUCAUGCACACCUACUACAAGUUUGACUACAAGGCCCACCGGCGCAGCCUGGGCCUCCAGGGAGAGUCCAAGUCUGAGCAGGACCAGGAGGAGAGCGAGGGGGAGGACAGCGCUGUGAUCAUGGACCGUCUCUGCAAGUUCAUCUACGCCAAGGAUCGCACCGACCGCAUCCGUACCUGCGCUAUCCUCUGCCACAUCUACCACCACGCUCUGCAUUCACGCUGGUACCAGGCCCGCGACCUGAUGCUGAUGAGCCACCUGCAAGACAACAUCCAGCAUGCUGACCCACCCGUACAGAUCCUGUACAACAGAACCAUGGUCCAACUUGGUAUUUGCGCAUUCAGGCAGGGCAUGAUUAAAGAUGCCCACAAUGCCCUGUUGGACAUCCAGUCCUCUGGCCGCGCUAAGGAGCUCCUAGGUCAGGGUUUGCUCAUGAGGAACAUGCAGGAGAGGAAUGCAGAGCAGGAGAAGAUUGAAAAGAGAAGACAAGUGCCAUUCCACAUGCACAUCAACCUGGAGCUGCUGGAGUGUGUGUACCUGGUGUCAGCCAUGCUGCUGGAAAUCCCCUACAUGGCCGCCCAUGAGUUUGAUGCCCGUCGCAGGAUGAUCAGCAAGCAGUUCCAUCACCAGCUCAGGGUGGGAGAGAGACAGCCACUGCUGGGACCCCCAGAGAGCAUGAGGGAGCACGUGGUGGCAGCCAGCAAGGCCAUGAAGAUGGGAGACUGGCGUACCUGCCACUCAUUCAUCAUCAAUGAGAAGAUGAACAGUAAGGUCUGGGACCUGUUCCCCGAGACGCAGCGAGUACGCGAGAUGCUUGUCAGGAAGAUCCAAGAGGAGUCACUGAGGACUUAUCUGUUCACAUACAGCAGUGUAUACGACUCCAUCAGCAUGCAGACACUAUCUGAGAUGUUUGAGUUGGAGAUACCCACAGUUCACAGCAUCAUCAGCAAGAUGAUCAUCAACGAGGAGCUGAUGGCAUCACUUGACCAGCCCACACAGACUGUGGUGAUGCACCGCACAGAGCCCACCUCCCUGCAGAACAUGGCCCUGCAGUUGGCUGAGAAACUGGGCAGCUUGGUGGAGAAUAACGAGCGCGUCUUCGACCUCAAACAGGGCGUCUAUGGAGGCUACUUCAACAGAGAUCAGAAAGGUGGCUACCAACAGAAGCAGUCGUACCAAAGAGAUCAGAAAGGUGGUUACCAGCAGAAACAGGGAGGCUACCAGGGAGGCUACCAGGGAGGCUACCAGGGGGGCUACCAGGGAGGCUACCAGGGAGGCUACCAGGGAGGCUACCAGGGAGGCUACCAGGGGGGCUACCAGCGAGGCGGCUACAGAAAUCAAAACCAAAGCAACUACUGAGCUUCAAACGUGUGGAUUUCAGUCUUGCCACCCGAACUAGUCUUCAUUCCAUAAUAACAACAACAACCUGGGUUUCUGUGUUCAGCACUUGGCUGUGUUGUUUCUUUCGCUGAUCAUGAAACAGCUGACAAUUAUCGCAGUACCCAAGCCCUUCACACUGCAACGGCAUAGUGUGGUAUUUCAAUACGGCCAACUUCUUUGGAUAAACGUGAAGUUUUGAAGGUUUUUAUUGCUAAUAAAGGCAUUGCAGUGUGGUUGGCUUGUGGCAGUACAGUUGGGCAACAGACACGUCAAGUAUUGUUGACCUAUACUUAUCAAAUAAAAUAUAAUAAACUGUG